Molecule: messenger RNA, 8972 nt
Organism: Perca flavescens (yellow perch)
Lineage: Eukaryota; Metazoa; Chordata; Actinopteri; Perciformes; Percidae
Gene: cep192
Product: centrosomal protein 192
Exons: 51
Coding region: 275-8494 (2739 amino acids)
Biological process (GO): centrosome duplication; centrosome-templated microtubule nucleation; centrosome cycle
Cellular component (GO): pericentriolar material; cytoplasm; centriole
Molecular function (GO): protein kinase binding
Source: RefSeq, a predicted model, not a curated record
UUUGUUGCUUGCUUGGUACUCCGAAUUGUUGUACAGUUUGUUUGUUUGUUUCCACUUUUAAGGAAUAAUGAGAAACGUAAUUGUUCGGGAAGUUAUUUUUGGAAGUUAACUAUCUGCACCUUGCAACGUGUCUAACAACAAACGCUACAGUUGGAGAAGAACCGUGGUCUCUCGGCCCCUCUUCGGGAGUAACGUUAUUGAAUACAUUACAGAUGGUCUUCACCUGAACUGAAGUCAAGCCACAUUUGGCUGUCACCUUGCUCCAUUCCAAAACAUGGCAGAGAGUUUUUACAAGUUGGAAGAUGAAGCCUUUCCCAGUUUCCUUUACAAGUCUUUGGACAGCACCAGUGGCCGUGUCACACUGGAGAAUGUGACAUUGGGUUCAGGCCCAGGACUUCCAGUGGCUGCCUCUACAGUGGCUAAAAUUAAACCUGGGUCUGACAACAGAGGAGAUCCUGUUGAAGCGUCAUAUCUGGAGGCCAGAGAGCUGCAGCAGGCCAACUCACAGUCAUCUGUUAGAGAACAGCCCAAGUUUGCCCUUAGCUUCAAAGAUGACUUGGACAAUGCGGAUGACUUCAUUGCAGCCCACCGUCUUUCAGACAUGCUGGUGAAGAUUCAUUUGGAUGAGAGCGCAUUUCAAAACCAAGCCUCCAUGCUGGGGCUUCCUCCCACACAGAUGGGCUCAGUCCACGGCCGGCCCACAGAACUUGGAACAGAUCUGUCAACAGGGCUUCUGACGUUUGCCCAAUUUGGACAUAAAGAUGGUACAGAUGCACAGGCUCAGCCCUUACCAGCUACAGCUAAGGAGGACAGUGUGCAGAGUGAGGGAGUGGACAGUGACCAUUUCAGUGGCAGUAUCUCAAGUUUCCUGGCAAAUGAGAAGCUCAUGUCUGUGGACAGCAUGAACAGCGAUAUCACAGAUGAUGACAUUGAUUCGAACAACCUGCCUGAUGAUGAGCUGGAGCUGUAUUUCAAUAAACUGGUGCCUCCUGCUAUGCAGAGAGGCAGAGUGGAGGGCCAGGAGAUUCCUGCAACACGACUGCCGGGUGCUACUAACCACAUAUCAAACCCAAGUUCUACAGAACCAGAACAGUAUAGACACCAGUUUCUUGAUUACUACAAUCAGGAGGAAUUCCAGAUGCCUAAUGUGCGUCUGGCUGCUACAGGUAUGGACUCCUGUCCUGCCAGUGAUGAGGACACAGAGGAUGAGCUUGAGUCUGCCAGAAGGAACAGCAAUGCUACCAGAACAAGGCUGCUGCCCAGCACCUCCAGACAACUGGUUGGAGAGAGUAACCGUCCCAGUUUCAGGCCAGGCUUAGAGGGAGGCAGUUCUGAUGAUGAGGCUUCCAGUUGGCGCGGCGAUCCAUCUCUGUCUGGGAUUGAGCACAGACGAUCUGCUGAGGGACAAGUCAUCAACCCUCCUGUCACAGGUACACAAGGUGAUGGAGGAGGUGGGGAUGGGAGCAGUGGGAGUGAGGAAAGUGGAAAUGACGGUGGAGUUUCGACCAUCCCUCUCCCAACGACUGUUGUCCAGACCACGUAUGAUGUCCUGCGUGGGCUGGGGAUUGUGGGGAGCAGUGCUGUUGAUGAGGAUUGCAGUUUGAAUCUGCCAGGACAUACUGAGAUGGGUGACCGUGUGGGUCCUGUAGGAAUAGGAGAGGCCAGCUCUUCUUUUGGGGCAUCAGGGGGAACUCAGAGGUUUUCUCCUGUCAACUGGAGCAUGGUCCUGGACCGACAGGAGGCACUGGUGCUCCUGCCAGAAUCCAAUGAUGAGCAGGAUGAUGAUGGAGUAGAUGAGCCUGAUGGUGCCAGACCUUCCUUGGGCUUAAGGGGAGGACCUUGUGGUGAUGUGACUGCUGCGGAGUCCUCAGGCAGUACCAGUGAGGAUGACAACAAUCCCCUUUCCACCUCUCUGGAGCCCAAGUAUUUCUCCCAGAGCUUCCACCAGGAACAGGAAGAUUCAGAUGAUGUGUGGAACAAUUGCCCAGACGAGUUCGAUUUUCAACAAGGUGCCAAUUCCACUCAUAAUGUUGUGUACCAGAAUGAAGAAGGGCAGUGGGUGACAGACCUGGCAUAUUACUCCUCCUUUGAGAAAGAGGUUGAUGGGAAGGCAUCCGAGAAUGUUGGCCAGUUUCAGACUGAGAACUUUGUUCCUGCCUGUGAUGCUUUGGAAAAAAUAGCUCAGGAUCAGGAGGAAUUUGAGAAGGAGCACCAAUUCAUGCAGGAGGAGAAGAUUGAACAAGCCAGCAGUAACGCCACCUUUCACAGUGACUCAUCUUGGAAGGCUCCCACCAAUAGCCACAUCCUGAUGAGGGCUUCCCAGGUCUCCUCAGAGUUUAAGCAGGGGGACCAAAGCUACCUGCGACUGAGUUUUGGGCAGUUUUUUGGACAACGCUCUGAAGCCUUGGGCUGUCUGGGCAGCACUGAUGAUGUGGAUGGGGUUAAACGGCCAUCCUUUGGCUACUUCAUUACAUCUCCAGAGAAAAGGGAACCAUUUCCCCUAAUUCACCACUCAGACCUCUCUGCCAGAGACAACUUUCCUCCCAAUGACACCAUGGAACUCAGCGAAGCGGACAAAACACUCAACCCAGAGGACCUGGACAAAACUCUUGAGGCACCAGGUGAAAGAAUGUCACCGAAAGGUGAUACAGAUCCAGAACCAUGUGAACAGGAGGUACAGGACCAUAUUGCUGCACUAUCUGACCACAGUGAGGACUCUGAUUCAAGCUUGGGUAACCAAAGCUGUGUGUCCCCCAACAAUAACAGCAGCCAUCUGAUGCUGAGUAUCAGCACAAUUGCUUCAGCCAUUGCUGAUGCGUCAAUUAGCACUGACCCAUCGCAGCUGGCUGCCAUGAUCAUGGAGCUGUCCAAGAGAAGUAGGGCGAGGAAUCGACCUGAGACUGCACAACCUGCUGGACCUUCUGUCAGCUGCACAGAGCAACCACAAGCAGCUAAACAUCUCCUCCCUGAGCCAGAUCAGAGCGACAUGCUGGAGACACUGCAGAGAAGCACCUGUGUUGGGGAGCUUAGUGCCUUCGACAUGGAGAAAUACUUGAAAAAGACUGAUCUGUCAGGCAGCAUGGAUGCCUCUGUGGCACACACUACCUUUGAUCUGACCGGCUGGGCUGACAACCUCAACAGCUCUCAAAGAAACCCUCAGACAGGAUAUCCUGAGGAACAGGGGAGCUCAGCUCAGCGAAUGGAUAGUGAGACUCAACAGAAUCCCGCAAAAGACGGAGGAGGAGAGCAAACAUUAAACACUAGCUCCUCUGCAGUGCCUCCUCCAAAUGCAUUCUCUCCAGGUCAUAAGGGUCACCCAAAAAGAAGCUCUAUUCCUCGUCCUCGUACAUCUUUCAGCUCUGCCAGUAGGUCUGUGGGAUCAGGGCAGUCUUCCACUGUCACACCUCCUGCAGACAAAAUGACCGCAUGUGAUAACUGUACUUAUUCUGCUAUCAAGACGGGUGGUUCCUCAGGCAGGACCUUCUCAGAAAAUGGAGUCAAGUCAGGAGAAGUGAACCCACAAGCAUCCAACAAUAUUAGGUCUUCCUUAGAAACAUCACAAAGGAGUGAUAAAGGUUCUGCUGUCUCACCCGGCUUGCCAAGAACCCCACCAGACCUGAGGAAAGGGAAGUCAGGCCUGCCUUGUUUUAAAGGUUCCUCUUCUCCGCAACAGAGGGUGAGGAGUGCAGGCCAGCAGCAGCAGGACAGACUGAGUAAUUCUUCAGAGAAGGAACUACCACCAAGCAAUAUUAUGGAUACUCCACUACCUCGUAGCUCUGUGGAGAAGCAUGUUGGCUUCUCUUCUCAGAACAUCCACCCUCCACAAGGCCCUGCAUCUGAUUUGCUGAAGGGUUUUUCUGAGCCCUGUGUGGAGGAGACGCAGUGCAACUUCAGACCAUCCACCUCUCCGCUUACUCACUCCUCUCCAAGUCAGACCUCCAUUCCCAGUGCUGAUAGUAUGGUGUCACCUGCGUCAUCCAGUGGUGGUCUAGCAGACAAACAUCCAGGUCUUGACCGCUCUCCUGAGUCUAUCUGCUUCAGCCCUAGUCUCAGCAGGCUUACAUACAUCUCAAUGAAUGAUAGCACUGUCGUGCCUUCACCUGAGAGGCAAAAGAAUAACUGUACCAUGGCACUGAGCACCACCAUCAUCAGAAUCAGUCCAACUCCACCUGUGGAACCAGAUGCUGACCUUGAUAUUCUUGGCCUGCCCAAAAACCUGGACCAGGUCAAACCAGAGCAUUCUAAAAGUCUGGACCAGCUACCAGCACAGCAGUGUAAAAGCCCGGAGCCCUCACAUAGUGCUUCUGGUCUGAGCUGUACUCGCAGCCAGAGUGAAUGUAACUACCACUACCCCAGGGACAGAACUGGUGAUCUUUCAGCAGAGUCCAGGAAACACAAGCACCUCUCUGAGUCCAAUGUAAGGCAGCUCACCAAAGUUGACUCAGGCUAUUGCAGUAAUCUGAACAUUCAGCAAACUAGCAACACUGCAACUUCUCAAAGCUCCCAGAAGUGGGGAGCUGCUAGCUCAGUGUCAACGUCAGUGUAUGCUAGUGGCCUUUGCAUGCCUCCAUCCUACUCAUCAGAGGGACUUCACUAUGUGCCCAUCCCCAGCUUUAAGCCCCAAUGUGCUGGCUUGAUUGACCUUCCCCACCAAGGAGAUAUGCAGUCCCUCCUGGCCGGACGCUCUGUCUUCAACCCGCAGCUGGCUCAGCAGUAUUUGGGACCUGAAGUUCCAAUACAUACUAGUUCUUAUUAUGUGGGAGCAACAGGAAACCGUCUCUACAGUGUGUCCUCUACAGGCAUACCCAACAGUAAUUUCACAGUGAGACAUCCCACAUCAGGUCCUCUGGGAAUUUCUCAGUCUCCUGGGUCUCAUCCCCUCCCUAGACCCCAUCAGGGCCAGCAGGACAUGGGAAUGAUGGGAAAACCCUUCAGUCAAUAUGGUGCAGAGACCCUGAUUGCAGGCUGUUUUGAGGAACUGAGAGGCCAAGUGGUUGUGCCAGAAGAACUGCGGUUCCCUCACAACUGCUGUGUAGGCAUCGCUUCACAAACCUCCCUCAGCCUCUUCAACCCCUCUGAGAGAUGGCAGCAAGUGUCAAUCACUGUCACUAACCUGGCCAUUGAUGGAGAAAAGGUGGAUAGCAUGCUGUACCAGUGGCUUAUAGUGAAGAACAAGACGAUCAUUGCCCCCAAGAGUACAGAGGAGCAGAAGGUGUUGUUCCUCCCUCCACAGGCUGGUGUCUACCAGUGCAUCUUCAGUGUUUGCUCCUGGCCUGCAUCCGCAGAGACAGAGGUUGCUGCAGGGGCCAACAUCUUUGCUAAAAGGGUGGUGCUGGUUGCCAUAGCAGAGAAUCCUGCACUAGAGGUUGAAGUAAGCAAAUCUGGCUGUCUGGAUUUUGGAGACCUUCCAGGAGGCAGUGCCAAAUCCCUUCCUCUUAACCUGAUCAACAGGACUCAUGCUACAGUGCCCAUCCGUCUGAUUAUCAGCGCAAACGCUUCAGCAUGGAGAUGCUUCACCUUUUCCAAGCACCCUGUUACCAUUACAUCUGACGCAACACAGCAAGCUGGACACAUGGCCCCAGUGUCUUCUCCCUCAGUGAUGAAUCACGUGAUGCAUGCCAGCUACGGAGAGAAUCCACAGGGCUUCAUGGUCUGGGUUCACUUCAAGGCGCCUCAGAAGUACACCGUUUCUUCAGGAGAGCUUGGUCCGGCUGAUGAGUACAUUGCUCGGGUGGACAUUGAAGUGGACUCUCCUGGUCCGAGUCAUGUGAUCAGGAGUAUUCCUCUCCGGGCCAGGUCUGGAACGGCAAGGGUCCAUGCUCCUAAAGACCUGCAGACUAUAAGCUUGUCAGCUCCACUGGGUAAAUCUAGUCAACAAACGCUGCCAUUAAAGAAUGCGGGAAACAUUGACGUGCAGCUGAAACUCAAGAGCAGUGAUGCUGAGGAAAAUUUCUCUGUGACACCUGAUGAACUGUCCCUGAGAAUGGGAGAGGAGCAAGGCAUCGUGGUCUCCUUCAAAGCACAGGGCAGCAAAACAUUUCAAGAGAGCCUUCUCACCAUCUUGGUGCUGCCAUCAGGUCCUCAGUAUGAGGUAACCCUAAAAGGAGAAGUUGUCCCAGAGGACUCUGGGAACCCUGCCAUUUCCUCUGCUGCUGUUUUUGGUCCUGGUGUUGCCAAAGAUUUUCCACCAAUUCUCUCUAAUAAGCAAUUUGUUGCCUGGGGAGGAGUCACUCUGGGAAGAGCUGUCCAACAGAAGCUGGUUCUAAGGAACAACUCGCCCAACGCCACACAGCAGCUACGGUUGCUUAUUCGUGGUCAAGACCAGGACUGUUUUCAGCUUCAGAGUAUGUUCAGUCCUGAAGAGCGUCUGACCCGGCAUGGGGAGCUGUCCAUUCGUCCCAGAGAGGACGUGACCAUCCACCUGCUCUUUGCUCCCACCAGGGUGGCUUGCAUGUUGGCCAAGCUAGAGAUCAAACAGUCUGGAGUCCGGUCUUCACAGCCAGGGGUCAAAUUCACUAUUCCACUGUCGGGUUACGGUGGGACUAGCAACAUAAUCCUGGAGGACCAGAGAAAACAAGCAGAUGGCUAUGUGGCUACACUGACUGAUGUCGCUGUUAGUCGCGUUAGCAAAGUGUGUCUGUGCGUGAGGAACACUGGCUCCAGAGCAGCUUUCAUCAAAGCUGUGGCCUUCUCUGAUGUGCAGACACGAUCAGUUAUGGAUUCCUCUGUCAUCAGCCUCGCCCCGUCACAGUUUGUACUUAAGGAAAGGACACAAGAGGUGAUCACAGUGUUAAUGAAGUCCACCCAAAGAGAACAGGUCUUAUGUCAGUCAGCCAAUGCACUGCUGGCUACUGUCUGUCUGUUUUGUGGAGAUGAGGUCUCCCGGCAGCAGUAUAGAAGAUUGCUUCAGAGCAAACCAGAGGCUGUGCGGAAGGCUCUGUCUGAAAACAGUCUACUAAAAAACAUCAACUUCAAUGAGAAGUUCCUUGGAGAAGAUAAUGUUAUAGAGAUCUACGACCUGCCCCAACGGCCCAAUGAAGCUCACAUUUUCUAUGGAAACAUGAGUAAGGUCGUGGUGUCGUUGCUGGGAAGUAACCCAAAGAGCACAGGCUGUGAGCAGAGUGACCACACUGAGCUGCUGAUGCCCUCUGCUAGACAAAGUUCAGAGACGGACAGUGGUUUGGCAAAUGGCAAUGUGUCUUUGGAUGUGCUGCCAGUAAAAGGUCCCCAAGGUCCAGCCCUGAGAGUGGCAGAGCCCUCUUUAAAGGCUUCAGAGUCAUUACAUAGGGAGUCUGAGUCCUGGACCAUCCAUCCAGAACAACUUGUCCUUGCAGCUCCCACCAUUGAUGGUGCAGCCACGACUUGUCAGGUUCAGAUCCAGAACAAUACAUCCAGAGAGCUGAGCUUUGAUUUGUCCUGGCCCGCUCACUGCCUCACCAUCACCCCACAGCAUGGAGUUAUCGAGCCUCAGUGCCACCUACAGAUUUUGAUCAGCCCCAACCCGUCACUAGCAACUAAAUCUACCCUGCUGCCAUGGAGUGGACAGAUUUAUGUCCAGUGUGACGGUCAACAGAAGUUUAUUAAGGUCCAGAUUCGUGGGGACCUGACUCUGGAUGUGUCCGUGGCCCCAGCAGACAAGAGUCUGUCAGCCCUGCCUCCUCAGGCAGCCACCCCAGUGCUGCCUGUGACUAGGCUCACCGCUCAAACCCUGGUGGAGAUAAGCAACAAGACCAUCAUGUUUCCCUCCACUUCAUCAGGGGAAACAUCAGAGGCCCAGCUGGAGGUGCGCAAUGGGGAAGUGGAAGUGAGGUGGUACCUGUCAUCAUUUGCUCCUCCAUAUGUCAAGGGGGUUGACAACACUGGAGAUGUUUACCGGGCCACUUACACUGCUUUCAGAUGCUCCAGGGUCUCAGGCACUCUGGGAGCCCAUGAGAAGAUACAGGUGCCUAUUACUUUCCUGCCCAGGGACAGAGGAGACUAUGCCCAGUUCUGGGACUUGGAGUGCCACCCUGUGUCUGAGCCCCACCAGAAAACCAGAAUUCGUUUCCAACUCUGUGGCACUGGAAUAAAGUCGGGACCAGUGGAAGGACCACAGGAAGGAGACUGCUCUCUGGUGAAGACAGAGGCCACAGUCAAGACCAGGAAGAGAGCGGAUCCCUCAGCAGGCAAAAUCAGUCAGGAGGAGGCUGUGCGGAGGGGUGUGUAUUCGCCACAGGAUCUAUACACCUUCCCAGCCACACGAGUGGGUGAAUCCAGCACUCUGAAGGUUAACAUCCGUAACAACUCUUCUGAUACGCAUGAGCUGAAAUUUGUAAACCCUAUGGAGCCCUACCACAUCAAGCACUCCAAAUAUUCCCUCAGAUCCCAGCACUAUCUGAAGCUACCCGUCCAGUUCAAGCCCAGUACUGCAGGCAGACACACUGGCUUACUGCUCAUUCAGCCAGAAACAAGUGGAAGUCUUGUUAUUCAGCUGAUUGGUGAUGCAUUGCCUUGAAUCUACCAUCCUACGCCACCUCCUCAGGCUGGCUGGCUGGCUGACUGGCUGGCUUUGGGUGAAUGCUCUUCCCUGUACUAUUUUGAUCAUGGGACAGACUAGAGUAACGGAGAAGAAAAGACAAAACUGCAAACUGGGUACAAAUAAAAGCAAUCCUUCAACAUGAUCAUAUUUGGCAAUAUGUGACUGGAGAUGACUGAGACUCUCCUGCCAACACAGCCCUGUCUGCCUCUGGAUGUGGCACAGGUGUCCUCAGCUGGCCAAUGAGUGCCUGUUUGUGCCUGGAGCUGAAUGAUUUUGUUUCACAGAGCUAAUGGUUUUGUCACUUCACUCUGGAUCUGGUAUUUGCCUUAUCUGUGAGUCAUGUCACAAGGCAGCAUUGUUGUUGCCAUGGCCCCUGCCAGACAGCACCAGUCGGGGAUUACUUUUCUUUAAGUUGGUCUCACAGGAAUGCCUUGGUCUUUUUUUUUUUUUUUUU